AUGGAAGAUUCUUCAAAGUUAAGGAACAUAAUAUCAAGAACAUGUGUGUCGUAUCCUGCCAAGAUUUCGUUGAGCGAUCAGAUGGCUGAAGAAGAGAAAUCUCUGCUCUUUUACUUGAAUACAUUUUAUGAACUUCCCAAAAAAUGUUUUAUUCUUCAAAGACCGGAAAUUUGUCUUCAUGAUUGUGAAGAGGCAUGA
Messenger RNA from Clunio marinus, 198 nucleotides. The record is from the annotation of a GenBank genome assembly. Lineage: Eukaryota; Metazoa; Arthropoda; Insecta; Diptera; Chironomidae.